Aureobasidium subglaciale EXF-2481 is the source of this 967-nucleotide messenger RNA. RefSeq lists its product as uncharacterized. Bases 198 to 794 code for a protein of 198 amino acids. The record is from RefSeq and is a predicted model, not a curated record. Lineage: Eukaryota; Fungi; Ascomycota; Dothideomycetes; Dothideales; Saccotheciaceae. The transcript has a single exon.
CUUUCACAGCCACUUAAUCAGGUGCAACUUGAUUGGGGAAUUGCUCUACAGACAACCUUGCCUCUUUCCUGAUAAUGACCUGAUCAAAGCCAUCAGCGGAUGUUACUCUGCUUCUCGAAAAAAAAAAAAGAAAAAAAAAACUGUGCCUUUUUCCAGCUGCAUUAUCAAGAUGGAGGUCAACAUGCAAGAUCAUCGGGAUGCCACAGAGAGCAGAAAUACAGCUGUGGGAAAGCAUAAACAAACUCUGGAUCGAUAGGACCCUCGACGGAGAGCUGACAGAACUAUCAUUGUGGGAGUUGCUCUGGUACUGUCAAAUAUUGUGCCUGUCUACGCCUACAUGUACAGAUGUGGCUCGAUGUGAGAAGGGUCUCUACAUGCUGAUACUUUACUCUUGCACUCUUCCAAUGGGAAAUGAAAGUAUCAAAAAAGCUACAGCAAAACAAAAUCGAAUUCUGGAUCAAGCGAGUCUAGAGGGAGAUCUCACGAGGCAGUCGCUGUCGACACAAGCUAUCCUGUCUCGACUCCAGUGCAUGCACGAUACAAUUCAGCAUCGAGAACGCUUGCUAAUCGUCAUCGUAAUAUUUCCUGGCCUGCUCCUACCCUCUCGGUCGGGCUGUGCUCUUUCCAAUUGUCGACAUUUUCGGGCAUUUCGCUUGAUUGCUUUGCUCUUUCCCAACUUCGUGAUCUGCAUUCGUGCUUUGUUUAUCCUUUCUUCGACUGCUCGGUUUCAUCCUUCUAACAACAUAUUGUUUUCGACGAAUCAUCAUCAUCAGUGUUCUAUCAACUUACAAUAAUCAACUGAAUUACUAUUGAUACCGCAUGUCCAUCAGAGCAACUAUGGGCGGUAAGAAGGCCUCCUCGACGGUCAGAAUGAGUACAAACAACAUGUCAGUACAAGAAUCGACCACAGAUAGCUCAUGUCACUUCGGCAAACUUCCUUGUGAACUGAUCGAAAUGGUCUGCGGCU